AUGGAUCACAUUUAUCAGAAUGCCGUCCUCAACAUUGGCGCGACUGGGGCCGCCGAUGCUGCACGGCCACCAGCAGACCGCGACUUGGUGCCUGACAGUAUGGUCAAGGGCAAGGGCGAAAGCGAGAUGCGCGAUCAUAGCAAUAUCGCUCGCAGCACCGAUGUUCCAAAUAAGUCUCUUUUAAGAGAUGAAGGCAGAACAAAUGCGGAGAGCGCCAAGGCUUAUUCGCAGACCGAGACCCCCUAG
Messenger RNA from Alternaria arbusti, 246 nucleotides. RefSeq lists its product as uncharacterized. Bases 1 to 246 code for a protein of 81 amino acids. The transcript is spliced from 2 exons. The record is from RefSeq and is a predicted model, not a curated record. Lineage: Eukaryota; Fungi; Ascomycota; Dothideomycetes; Pleosporales; Pleosporaceae.